AUGGAAACCUUUUUUCACACUCCUGUUACGUUGUUACUAUUAGUAGUCAUGUGUCAUACUCUGCCUCCUCUCGCUGGUUCUUUUCCGAUUUCUCCCAAUUUUCCGGCGGUUUUCAACUUCGGAGACUCUAACUCUGACACCGGAGAACUCAGCUCUGGUCUUGGAUUCCAUCUCCAACCUUCCUAUGGACAAACCUACUUCUUUAAACCUCCAUCUACCGGAAGAUUCUGUAAUGGACGUCUCAUCGUCGAUUUCCUGAUGGAAGCAAUUGGUCGGCCUUAUUUGAGGCCUUAUUUGGAUUCGGUAAGCACACAAAGCUACCGGAGAGGCUGCAAUUUUGCGGCGGGUGGGUCAACAAUUCAGAAGGCAAAUGCUGCAUCCAUUAGCCCCUUUGGUUUUGGUGUUCAAGUCUCUCAAUUCGUCACCUUUAAAUCCAAAGUCCUUCAAUUGAUACAACAAGAUGAAGGGCUCGAAAGAUACUUACCGUCCGAAUAUUAUUUCAAAAAUGGAUUGUAUAUGUUUGAUAUCGGACAAAAUGAUCUUGCCGGAGCAUUUUACAACAAGACACUAGAUCAAGUUCUUGGUCUCAUUCCUACAAUCUUAGAUAUUUUUCAAGAUGGGAUAAAGAGAUUAUAUGCAGAAGGGGCAAGAAACUUUUGGAUACACAACACAGGGCCACUUGGGUGUUUAGCUCAGGUUGUGUCAAUAUUUGGGAGAGACAAAUCAAAACUUGAUGAGUUUGGUUGUGUCAGUGACCAUAACCAAGCUGCUAAGCUCUUCAAUUUGCAGCUUCAUGCUCUUUUCAGGAAACUCCCUCAACAAUAUCCUGAUUCCCGUUUCACAUACGUAGAUAUCUACUCGAUCAAAUCCGACCUCAUCCUCAAUCAUUCCAAUUACGGUUUUGAUCAUUCGAUAAUGGUAUGUUGUGGAACCGGAGGACCACCAUUGAACUACAAUAAUCAGGUUAACUGCGGUUCGACCGUGAAAUCAUCAAACGGUACCAUAAUAACAGCCAAAGCUUGUAAUGAUAGUUCCAAAUAUGUUAAUUGGGAUGGAGUUCACUACACCGAAGCUGCAAAUCGGUUUGUUUCACUGCACAUUCUCUCCGGUAAAUAUUCUGAGACGUCAUCGUCUUGGAAUCUUUAGAAAUGCCUCUACAAACAUUGUUGAAGGAGUAGUGAGAGAAUUUACACGUUAAUGUUCUACAUAGAUACAUAAAUAUCUAAUUAUUUA
This is a messenger RNA of Eutrema salsugineum, 1233 nucleotides long. Its product is annotated as GDSL esterase/lipase At3g05180. Lineage: Eukaryota; Viridiplantae; Streptophyta; Magnoliopsida; Brassicales; Brassicaceae. The coding region runs from base 1 to 1146 and encodes 381 amino acids. The transcript is spliced from 5 exons. The record is from RefSeq and is a predicted model, not a curated record. Gene Ontology annotation, molecular function: hydrolase activity, acting on ester bonds.